AUGGACUCCGAAAUUAUGGAAGGUGAGAAUGGGAAGAAGGGUAAUAUCAGAUCCAAAGAGAAUGACAUUGAAGGAGAAGUCGGCAGCUGGAGGCUGAGCAAAUUUGCUUUAGAAAAAGCGCAUGCAGAGACAAUGGAGGAGAAUAGUGAGAAUUCUGUUGAUAUCGCAGGUGAAGGAAAGAGUGAACAAUUAAUGGAAAUUGUCGUAUCCAAUCGAGUAAAUUUGGGCAGUCAAGUCGUAGGGGACAAGUCGGUAAAGCUGAAUGAAGCUAUAUCUGGAGAGGGAGAAAAAGAAGUACAAGAUGAAACUAAUAGCAAGUUUGUGGAAAUCGUGGACUUUAAUCAUAACGAAGUCGCUCCAUUUGUAGAAGAGGAGGAUAAUUUUGUUGUUGGGCCCGCCCUGUUGUGUGAGAUUGAAGUCAGUCCUGAAGAAACCGUAGCCCAGAAUCAUUUUGUGUUGAGCGAGAACUGGAAACAAAUUGAAAGUCCUUUAGUGGAAGUUGCGAAAAUCGAGAACCAUAACAAAGUGAAGUCGACUGACAAUGCGCCAGUAGGAGUGGUUACAGAAGCCUUGGAAGAAGUUUACACAAAGCUGCAGUUGUGA
This is a messenger RNA of Echinococcus granulosus, 603 nucleotides long. RefSeq lists its product as hypothetical. Bases 1 to 603 code for a protein of 200 amino acids. The record is from RefSeq and is a predicted model, not a curated record. The transcript has a single exon. Lineage: Eukaryota; Metazoa; Platyhelminthes; Cestoda; Cyclophyllidea; Taeniidae.